Molecule: messenger RNA, 3234 nt
Organism: Anguilla anguilla (European eel)
Lineage: Eukaryota; Metazoa; Chordata; Actinopteri; Anguilliformes; Anguillidae
Gene: galnt17
Product: polypeptide N-acetylgalactosaminyltransferase 17
Exons: 12
Coding region: 585-2498 (637 amino acids)
Cellular component (GO): Golgi apparatus
Source: RefSeq, a predicted model, not a curated record
AAGAACAGCAUACGGUGAUAACGGGGCAAAUAUUAUAGAAAAGGAAAACUUCAGCGGAUGAAUUCACGUAAUUCGCAGGAAAUAUACAACGACUAAAUACAUAAUCCCUGUUUUUAAAUAUUCGUGUUUCUGCUCUAUUUUAGCCUACAUGUGGAGGACGCGGCACCUGCAGUCUGUCACAUUUAGCAGAGGUUAAGAGUCGUCAUGCCAUAACGAUAAUUCGAUAAGGCAUAAUAUUUUUCUUUUGGUGAACAUAAACUCGAAUUACAGACGUAUGCAAUGACAUCUGUAAAUUAACGGUCUUUAGCAUCUUUUACCAUUUGCGGAAUGAAAAUUUCCUUAUGGAGCCAGUAUGACGAUGGACAGCAGCGUUCCUUGGCGCGUUUUGCAGUUAUUUCUGCUGUAGUCUGUGCUAAUGAAAACAUACUUUAUUGCCAGUCUUUAAUUAUUUUUGAUAAUUGUAAUGAGUGAAUGAAAACGUUGGGUAUAUCCUAUGUGCCAUUUGGUGAAUGAGGAUUUGAUCAUGGGAUGGUCUUUAGUUGUAUAGCCAUGCUGCACGCCUGAGCUACGCAGGUUGGAAUGUUAUGCUACCACUCCGAAGCCUUAUGAACACGCUCCGAAAUCUUAUCAGUGCGGGAUGCUGGCUGCAACACGACGGGAUGGUCGUCAGAUUCCGGUCUACAGCGACUCUAAUGGCUUUCGUGUUGCGAAGAUGGAAAAUAUUACUCGUGAUGAAUGUAAUUGCCGUGGCGGGGUUUAUGUCUUUCUGGGCUAAGUGCAGCUCUAGUACUAUAACCGCCAUUGGCCAAAACUCUCACGGUAAUGUGAAAAGGCACAGCCGCUACAACCUCACCAUUCAGAGAUCAAGCAUCAGUCACGAGGCCCUGCUGAAGAGACUUGCGUCUCUGGAGGACGUGGUCUACAGACAGCUUAAUGGUUUAUCAAAGUCGCUUGGACUUACUGAAGGUUUCGGUGGUAGAGGGAAAGGAGGAUUGCCUGCAACGCUGAGUCCUGCCGAGGAAGCUAAUGCAAAAUACCUGAGGGAGAAGUACGGGUACAAUGCUUACCUUAGCGACAGGAUUUCUCUGGACCGAUCCAUCCCAGACUUCCGCCCAAGCAAAUGUAAGAAGUACACGUACCCGAGGGAUCUCCCGCAAAUAUCCCUCAUCUUCAUCUUUGUGAAUGAAGCCCUGUCUGUGAUUCUGCGAUCCGUCCAUUCAGCUGUCAAUCACACACCAGCGCACCUGCUCAAGGAAAUCAUUCUGGUGGAUGACAACAGUGAUGAUGGGCAGUUGAAGGCCCCACUGGAGGAGUAUGUGAGUAGGCGAUAUCCGGGCCUGGUGAAGAUCGUGCGCAAUCGGAAGCGGGAAGGGCUCAUUCGAGCUCGCAUUGAGGGCUGGAAAGUGGCCACCGGGGAAGUUACAGGAUUCUUUGACGCCCAUGUGGAAUUCACGCCCUCCUGGGCAGAACCGGUUCUGGCAAGAAUUAAGGAGGAUCGCAGGAGAAUCAUCCUCCCCUCCAUCGAUAACAUCAAGCACGAUACCUUUGCGCUGGAGCACUACGAGAAGUCCGGGCACGGCUACAACUGGCAGCUCUGGUGCAUGUACAUCAACCCUCCUAAAGAGUGGUGGGAUGAGGGAGAUAUAGCUGCACCUAUCAGGACUCCUGCAAUGAUUGGCUGUUCUUUUGUGGCACACCAUGAGUACUUUGGGGAGCUGGGCUUGUUGGAUGAUGGCAUGGAUGUCUAUGGGGGAGAGAACAUCGAACUGGGAAUCAGGGUAUGGCUGUGUGGGGGCAGCAUGGAGGUGUUGCCCUGCUCCAGGGUGGCUCACAUGGCCCGGCUGAAGAAGCCGUACCUCAGCGACAUUACGAUCCACGCCCGACGCAAUGCCCUGCGUGUGGCAGAAGUCUGGAUGGAUGAGUACAAGUCCAACGUGUACAUGGCCUGGAACCUCCCCAUGGAUAAUCAUGGAAUAGACUAUGGUGACAUCUCCCAGAGAUUAGCCCUGAGGAAACGCCUGCACUGCAAGAACUUUGAGUGGUACCUAGACAACGUCUAUCCAGAGAUGAGGAGAUACAACAACACUGUUUUUUAUGGGGAAAUUCGUAAUAGCAGAGUGAGCCAUCUGUGCAUGGACCAGGGAUCAAAGGAGAACCACACAGCGAUUCUCCAUCCAUGCCAUGGCUUGGGUCCACAGCUGGGCAGGUACACCAGGGAGGGGCUUCUGUACCUGGGUCCUCUCGGUAGUACAGGGGAGGAGACCAGCUGUGUGGUGGAUGACCACGUCAGCAGCCUGCCACAGCUGCUGAACUGUGACGAGAUCCCCAACAAGCGGGCAAAAACUUGGCAUUUCUCCCAGAACGACUCUAUCGUCAACCAAGCUACCGGCCGCUGCCUGGAAGUGGUGCCAGCCAAUGUGUACUUUGGCUAUUUGCUUGUUUUACAGUCCUGCACUGGACAGAAAUGGAGCAUCAAAUACAACAUGAAACAGCUGUGACAAUAAAUCAGCAUUAUUACACAGAAAAGCAUGCAUCGCUACAUCCUCCACCUUGUCAACUCCAUUAAACAAAGUAGCGCUGUCAUCAUAGACACUGGAAUGGCUGAGUUUUUGCCGUGGGACACUUGUACUUGAAAAAUGUCUCCACAAAGACUUUCGGUGGAAGUGAGCUGAUUCUCAAUGCAAAAUUGAACCACCGCAGGUGUGAGACUGGGAAAACCAGACGAAUCGGCUGAUCGCCAAAAUGCAACAAUCAUGCUUGUUUUGUUUUGAUUCAUAUGAACAAUUUAAUUGAAAUGACAGAAAAAGGACAGUAAAAUAACAGCUACAGCCUUACUCUGCUUCUUUAAAAAGUACUGAAGAUGUUGCCAGGAAACUUAAUUAUGCAUAUACAGCAGUAGCACAAGUCAUUUUAUAAAUAAUUUAUAUAACGGGGUUAUCAAGAGGAAGCUUGCUUUUACAGACUAGUCAUAGAUGCUGAGAAUAGGAAAAAAUAAAAAAUCCAGGGCCUCAAUCAUCAAAUCAUCAAAUAACUCAUUCCAAAAUGUAGAAAUAUUUUAUACCUCAAUGAGAGGUUGGUUGCAUUUCACGUAGAAAAAAAUCAUGUAUGUAGCAAAUUUGGUUCAUUGCAUUUUACGAGAAAAAAAAAUCAUGUAUGUAGCAGAUUUCUCAAAGCUAUGUCAUGUGGCAUACCUGUACAAAGCAAUACUGACAAACUCCAGAGUAAUUAAAGAGC